GUCUUGUUUCUGUUGCACCACACCCCCCACCUCCCAAAAAAAGAGACCACCCUCGCCCGUGCUAAAGGACGCAGUCUUGCAGUUACAAACACUUUGACUUUUCUCGGUAAGGAGAGGGACUACUCUACAGACUUUGGUAUAUUUGUGUGAAUAUUUGAGCAGGUUUUGUGGGUACCUGUCUAAAAAAAAAAAAAAAAAAAAAAAACUUCAGCAGGGGGAGCGCACAUCUCUGCCCCCGUGGUGCCUUCAUUCCUUCAUCCAACCAUUGCGCACAAGCCUGGGGUGACUGUCGGGCAGUCAUGCUGUAAAAGUGCUUCUACAACGAAACCAGCGGCGUGGGAAUGAAGCUGAAAGUCUGCGUGAGUGGGACCAUGCAGGGACAACAACACACUACUGUACUGAAGAGUCUAAGGCUGCUGCUCCUGUACCUCUCCAUCGCCAUCCUCAUCUCCGGAGCGCACGCAGGUGGGAAGAAGCACAGUGGCCCCUGUGGAGGAAGAGACUGCAGCGGAGGCUGUCAGUGUUUCCCAGAGAAGGGUGCCAGGGGUCACCCUGGGCGGAUCGGUCCACAGGGCCCCCAGGGGCCUCCAGGGAGACCAGGAGAUCAUGGAAUACAAGGGCCCAAGGGGCAGAAAGGUGACCGUGGUCGAAGUGGAAUUAUUGGCCCAAAAGGAAAUGUGGGAAUGACAGGUGUUCCUGGAUUUUCUGGAAAUGAUGGGAUUCCUGGCCACCCAGGACAGGCUGGGCCCAGGGGGAGGCCGGGUGCAGACGGGUGUAACGGGACACAGGGAGAAUCAGGGUUGUCAGGGCAACCAGGUUUCAGUGGCCCACCUGGUUUUUCUGGACAACCGGGUAGGAAGGGUGAGAAAGGAGACUCACUGGAGAUGAGUGUGUACAUGGAGCGUUUCAGGGGAGAUCCAGGACAACCAGGGUCCAAUGGAGUAUUUGGACCUCCUGGAAGACCAGGAUGGCCUGGUACCCCAGGUCUUUAUGGACCAAAGGGUCCCCCAGGGCCUCCAGGUCCCCGUGGACCAAAAGGCACGAUGACCAAAGUGCUUAAGGGAGUCAAAGGAGACGCUGGGGACACUGGACCACAAGGAUAUCCAGGAAACUCCACUCACCAACAAAUUCAACCAGAGGAUGCACCAUCGGGACCCCCUGGAGAGAAGGGUCUGAAAGGACUUAGAGGAGAUCCGGCUGACAACAAAGGAGAAACUGGUGUAAUGGGAUUUCCUGGACCACGGGGUUCAUCAGGGGCAGAUGGGAUUCCUGGACCAAGGGGUGAUAUCGGUGAAGCAGGUCCACCAGGUGGAGCUGGUCCGAAGGGAGAGAGAGGUGAAGCUGGAGAGCUGAUUUCAUCUGGAUCCUUGUGGCCUUGGCCUUCAUCAGUUGGUCCUCCUGGCCUUCCUGGAGAACAGGGUUCAAAAGGAGAGAGGGGCCCAGUAGGUGACCAAGGCCCCCCCGGACCUCCAGGACGUCCUUCCUAUGACUCACAACAGCAUGUAUUUGACUUCAUCGGUCCGUUUGGAUAUAAAGGGGACAAAGGUGAAAAGGGUCUCCAGGGGGAACCUGGACUGUCUGCCAUUAUUCCUGGACCUCCAGGCAUCGAUGGACGCCCAGGGUCCAUGGGUCCACCAGGGCCUAAAGGAACAUGGUCAGAGUAUUUCAAAGGAGCUCCAGGUGGGAGAGGACGGCCCGGCAAAGCAGGCAUCAAAGGGCCACAAGGUGACCACGGCACCUGUGACUGCACCACUGUAAACUCUCCACCGGGGCCCCCUGGACCUGCAGGGGAAUAUGGUGACGCUGGCAUGACUGGAGAAUUCGGUCAGGAGGGUAAUCCCGGAGACCCUGGACCCCAAGGACUUGAUGGAUCUCCAGGAACUCCUGGGUUAGAUGGUCUGCCAGGCCCAAAAGGCAAAAAAGGUGACACAACUGUGGCCACACAAAAAGGUUAUCCUGGUGAUCCUGGUAUUAGUGGAAGAGAUGGUGAAUCUGGAACAAUUGGAGCUCCAGGUCGAGAUGGUAUUCCAGGUUUUCCUGGCAGCCGAGGUCUUCCAGGGGAAGGUCCCUGGGGAGAACGCGGAGACAAAGGUUUCCCUGGUUGGCCUGGUCGACCAGGUGCACCUGGGCUCAGGGGACAACCAGGUGACGUCCUUGGGGGUGUCAAAGGCCAACGGGGUUUACCUGGUGACGAUGGCCAUGCUGGAUAUCCAGGAGUUGCAGGAACCCCCGGCCCCUCAGGCGGCUGUAUUCCAACAGCAGAUGGAGGACAGUGGGAUGUAACAGGUCCUUGUGAGGCUGUAAAAGGACCUCCUGGGGUGCCAGGUGUUCCAGGGCCCUUUGGAUUACCAGGUUUUCCAGGUCCUCUAGGCCUAAAAGGACCAGUGGGCCCAUAUGGAGUUUCAGGAGAGAAAGGAGAACAAGGAGAACAAGGCAUAGGUGGCCGUCCUGGACCUCCAGGUUUCCCUGGGCCUCGUGGAGACUUGGGGAUCCCUGGUACAAAAGGCAGAGUUGGAUUUCCUGGUUUGCCUGGAGAGCACGGCCGGUAUGGUUUACAGGGUGAAAAGGGUGUUCAUGGAGAAAUCCUGGGAGCAUCACAAGGACCCCCAGGAGAUGUAGGACUGCCUGGACUUCAGGGGGAUAAAGGUCAGGCAGGAACUCAGGGAGAGCCAGGUUAUCCAGGAAUGCCUGGUAUGCCUGGUAUGAUCGGUGUAAAGGGUCAAAGUGGCCCUCCUGGCUUACAGGGGGAGGAGGGGAGGCCUGGACCACCUGGCAAAUAUGGAUACCCUGGUGAUACUGGUGAAAGAGGUCGCCCUGGGCCAUAUGGUGCCAUUGGACAACCAGGUUUCACAGGAGAGAGGGGGAGUGAAGGUGACCCAGGUCCUCCAGGUCCAGUAGGCUUAAAAGGUAUCCCAGGUGACUAUGGUGAUGAAGGUCCUAUUGGAGAAGAUGGCUUACCAGGUGACCCAGGACUGGCAGGUCCAGAUGGACGUACAGGACCUCCAGGAAUGAAAGGAUACAAAGGUUCUCCAGGGAUGACAGGUUUUGAGGGGCCCAGAGGCACUACAGGUCUGAAGGGCUUCAGUGGACUAAAAGGAGAAACUGGAGACAUGGGUCAAACUGGCCAAAAAGGAUUAGUGGGUCAAACUGGGGAGAAAGGUGAUCGUGGUCUGACAGGACCACCUGGGGAUAAACCUAAGAUCCCUGCCCACAUUAUUGUUGACAUGAAGGGACUCAAAGGAGACACUGGAAAACAAGGAAAUCAAGGUUUCACCGGACCAAGAGGUAUUAAAGGUUUCCCUGGAGUCCCAGGACAUGAGGGGUCUCAUGGUCUUCCUGGAGACCCCAGUAGUGUCAAGGGACAUAUAGGAAGUCCUGGUGCAGAGGGGCUUCAAGGAAUAAAAGGAAUGCCAGGCGUCACUGGAAAUCGAGGAAUUGAUGGUUUUGUAGGAAUGACUGGAGCCAAGGGAACUAAAGGAAGUCCAGGUGCAUAUGGUGCAACUGGAGACAAAGGAAAGAGGGGAGGCAAAGGUGACACCGGUCCUCGCAUUGACCUUCCAGGAGUUCCCGGAUUGAGAGGAGAAACAGGUUUACCAGGAGACCCAGGACAGAGAGGAUUAAUUGGAAAUACUGGAGAUAGGGGCACCUCUGGUUUUGAUGGUAUUACAGGGAGACGAGGUACAACUGGUGAUGCAGGUCCUACAGGAACCCCAGGAUCAGACGGGCAAAAGGGAACUCCUGGUGUCCAAGGUCAAAAGGGUUUUUCAGGUCCUCCUGGGAAAGAUGGACAACCAGGCCUUCUUGGCUUUCCAGGAAACAAAGGUUUCCCUGGCCUGAGGGGUCUUUAUGGAUUAAAUGGACUGAAAGGACAAAAAGGUGUCCCUGGAACUCCAGGUUUGGAUGCCCCUGGACCAGCUGGAGAGCCAGGACCCAAAGGACCAAAAGGAGAGGGUGGUGACCCCAACAACCAGCCGGGUUUUCCAGGCUCAGUGGGUUUGAAAGGCUCCCAGGGGCCCUCAGGUGACCAGGGUCUGCCUGGACCUCCGGGAUUGCGAGGCCCUGUAGGACUAGAUGGCACCACUGAUAAACCAGGUUCCCAUGGAGACACUGGUUUUGUAGGGGCUAAAGGACAACCAGGUUUCCCUGGGCCCAGAGGUUUUCCUGGUAUUGAUUCUCUACCUGGGGAAAAGGGUGUAUCAGGAAUAAGUGGGUUUCCAGGAGUCCCCGGUAGGAAAGGAUUUAAGGGAGAUUCAGGUUCACAUGGAUACAGAGGACCCAAUGGUGUUUCUGGGAAGAAAGGAGUGAAAGGAGAGCAAGGACUGAUGGGAGUCCCUGGUUCAGCUGGUGUGAAGGGAGACAGAGGACCAGCUGGUCCAAAAGGAAACACUGGACCAACAGGUUCUCAAGGGUUCCCUGGAGAUCAAGGUCCAACUGGACAGCCUGACAGGCGUCCAGGAAUAAAAGGCUCAACAGGACCACAGGGCAUUCAAGGACCAAAGGGAGUCGCAGGAGAACCAGGACCACGAGGCCCCCCUGGGGACGCCGGUUUCGUGGGCCCCGUAGGGCAAAAGGGGAUGCCUGGUAUCAGUGGAAGACCAGGUACACCCGGUUUCCGUGGAGAUGGUGGCCAAGUGGGUCACCCUGGUCUGCAAGGCACAGAAGGCCACCGUGGCACCCCUGGUAUACCUGGGUUACCUGGCAUGCCUGGUCGUAGUGUCAGUGUAGGUUACUUACUGGUGAAACACAGCCAAUCAGAGCAGACGCCCAUGUGCCCCGUGGGGAUGUCGAAGCUGUGGGACGGUUACAGUCUGCUGUACCUUGAAGGCCAGGAAAAGGCCCACAACCAGGAUCUUGGUUUGGCUGGUUCCUGCCUCCCUCGGUUCAGCACCAUGCCCUUCCUUUACUGUAAUCCUGGUGAUAUAUGUUACUACGCCAGCAGAAAUGAUAAGUCCUACUGGUUGUCAACGACUGCUCCUCUUCCCAUGAUGCCUGUAGAGGAAGGAGAGAUCAAACCGUACAUCAGUCGUUGCUCCGUAUGUGAAGCUCCCUCAGUUGCCAUAGCAGUCCACAGCCAGGACAUCACCAUCCCACAGUGUCCGGUGGGAUGGCGCAGCCUGUGGAUUGGCUACUCCUUCCUCAUGCACACAGCAGCAGGAAAUGAGGGUGGAGGUCAGUCAUUGUCAUCGCCCGGCUCCUGCUUAGAGGACUUCCGUACGACACCGUUCAUUGAGUGUAACGGGGCUAAAGGCACAUGCCACUACUUUGCUAAUGAACACAGCUUCUGGCUAACAUCCAUAGAUCAGUCGUUCCAUACUGACCCGGCAUCAGAGACACUCAAAGCAGGCCAGCUCCUGUCACGCAUCAGCCGCUGCCAGGUCUGCAUGAAGAACUUGUGAAAAAGGCCACUGUAACUCUGACACAAAGUUAUUCUAUUGACAGUGGUCUGGUGUCGUCUCUCUAUGUAAUAAUAACAUGAAAAGGGGGACUUGACAUAAAACUUAAAUCAAUGUAAAUGACAUCCCUUUCCCUGAUCCGAGGAGCUCAGAUAUGCAAUGACUCUACGAUGCCUUCAAUUUUGGAAGAAAUGCCCCAGUGUAGAUAAGACAAGAGAAGCCCCAUAAUGAAAUCAAAGGCAUUAUGGGAAGACAAGUAUAUUUUGUGUUAAAUAUAGAUUGGUGCUUACUUUUUAACUUAUUACCUCAACAGUUAUAUACAUUGUUAACAGAAAUCGAACAGUACAGCUGAACCAAAGAUGCCCAUGUGUAUGCACUGCUUCAGGUAAUCUAGAUGUUUGUAUUGUUUAGGGUUUUUCAAGCCACUAACUUUAUCUCAGCCAACUGAACUGAUUUAAGGUGUUUAGUAACUGUUGGUUGACACUUUUGACAGUAUUACCCUGAUUUAUUUUUUUUUCCAUUGCUCUUACAAAAAUCUGUUUUUAUUUGAUUUAUGCAUUUAUCGAUUGCAAUAACUUUCUUAUUGUUUUUCAUACACCUUAUGUUCACACAAAUGCACUGAUUUUCUUGGUAUUUAUGUAUCAACUGAAUGAACUUGAUCUCUCUCCCCAUGUGUUUCUGAAUGCAUAUCCUAUUUACCCAUGACACACUUAUUUUCCCACACAGAUCCACUGAUUACUCAAUUAUUCUAGACUGCCAACAGCACAGAAUGUAAACAGCUUGGAUCAAAGGUCUGACUGUAAAAAAAUCAAUGCUUUGGUCAGUGAUCCUGAGAAUUUUUUUUUUUUUUCACGGCAGACAGAAAAUUGGGUCAAAUGGGCUAAUUCACCCAGACACAUUUGUUUAGCAACAGACAGAUUGAUUAUGCCAAAAUAUACUGACAGCAUUGUUUUAACUAAUGUCAUUAUGAUCAUUCCCAUAACACGACAAUUUUAUUGGAUUGUAAAAAUUAAAUGUUGUUUGUUAUACUUCUGA
Sphaeramia orbicularis (orbiculate cardinalfish) is the source of this 6428-nucleotide messenger RNA. It is a transcript of the gene col4a2, whose product is annotated as collagen, type IV, alpha 2. NCBI's taxonomy places the organism in Eukaryota, Metazoa, Chordata, Actinopteri, Kurtiformes, Apogonidae. Gene Ontology annotation, molecular function: extracellular matrix structural constituent conferring tensile strength. Gene Ontology annotation, biological process: extracellular matrix organization. The record is from RefSeq and is a predicted model, not a curated record. Gene Ontology annotation, cellular component: collagen trimer. The transcript is spliced from 48 exons. Bases 342 to 5396 code for a protein of 1684 amino acids.